AGAUGUAUGACUUCCAUGCAAACUGGUACCCAAAUGAUCAAACUCCGUGGCAGUUCCAAAGGUUUGGUCCGCUUCUAUUACUUGGAUGAGCACAAGUCAUGUAUUCGCUGGAGACCCUCUCGAAAGAAUGAGAAAGCUAAAAUUUCGAUCGACUCUAUUCAGGAGGUUUGCGAGGGGAAGCAAUCAGAGAUCUUUCAACGCUAUGCCGAUGGCAGUUUUGAUCCCAACUGCUGCUUCAGCAUCUACUAUGGAGACCACAUGGAAUCUCUUGACCUUGUAUCUUCCAGUGGAGAGGAAGCACGCACCUGGAUCACAGGGCUAAAAUAUCUGAUGGCAGGGAUAAGUGAUGAAGACAGCCUCUCAAAACGCCAAAGGACCAGAGACCAGUGGUUGAAGCAGACAUUUGAUGAGGCAGAUAAAAAUGGUGAUGGCAGUCUCAGUAUUAGUGAAGUGCUCCAGCUAAUGCACAAACUGAAUGUGAACCUACCCCGACAAAAAGUCAAGCAAAUGUUUAAGGAGGCUGAUACAGAUGAUCACCAGGGCACGCUGGGCUUUGACGAGUUCUGCACCUUCUAUAAGAUGAUGUCAACACGACGUGAUUUGUACCUGUUAAUGCUCACCUACAGCAACCACAAGGACUAUCUAGAUACAGAUGACCUGAGACGCUUUCUGGAGAUUGAACAGAAGAUGACGAAUGUGACUAAAGAACACUGCCUGGAAAUCAUCAGCAAGUUUGAACCAUGCCUGGAGAACAAGAAGGAGGAAGCUUUGGGGAUUGAUGGUUUCACCAAUUACAUGCGGAGUCCGUCAGGGGACAUAUUCAACCCAGAACACUACCAAGUGAAUCAGGACAUGAGUUAUCCUUUGAGUCACUAUUUCAUUACCUCUUCACAUAAUACCUACCUCAUGGGAGAUCAACUGAUGUCCCAGUCUAGGGUGGACAUGUAUGCAUGGGUGCUACAAUCUGGCUGUCGUUGCGUAGAAGUUGACUGCUGGGAUGGGCCGGACGGUGAACCAAUUGUCCACCAUGGAUACACUUUGACUUCCAAAAUCCUCUUCAAAGAUGUGAUUGAAACUAUCAACAAAUACGCCUUUAUCAAGAAUGAGUACCCUGUUAUCUUGUCAAUUGAGAACCAUUGCAGUGUCAUUCAGCAGAAGAAGAUGGCUCAGUAUCUUAUAGAAAUUCUGGGAGACAAACUGGAUCUGUCUUCUGUGCACAGUGAUGAUUCUACCAAGCUCCCUUCACCAGCAAGCCUUAAAGGGAAGAUACUGGUUAAGGGCAAGAAACUUCCAGCCAACAUCAGUGACGAUGCAGAGGAAGGUGAAGUUUCUGAUGAGGACAGUGCUGAUGAGAUUGAUGAUGAUUGUAAACUAAUGAAUGGAGAUGCAUCUGCUAAUAGGAAAAGAGUGGAGAAUAUAGCAAAGAAAAAACUUGACUCACUGCUAAAAGAAUCCAAAAUCCGGGACUGUGAAGAUCCAAACAAUUUUACGGUUACCACUCUACCAUCAUCAGGAAAGACUGGUCUAAAACCAGAUAGUAAGAAGAAUAAACUUGAGGAUGAUGUGGAAUCUGGGGAAGACUUCAGUACCAACAAAAGGCACAGCCGGUCAUUGAUGGGCAGCUUUUCUAAACGCAAGAAAAAAGGAAGCAAAUUGAAAAAGGCAACAAGUCUGGAAGAAGGUGAAGAUGAUUCAGAUUCCCAAGGAAAUUUAUCCAGGAGCUCUGCACAUUACAGCAGGAUAAAUCGACAGAAGAAAACAAUGAAGCUGUCCAGAGCACUCUCUGACCUGGUGAAAUACACAAAGUCUGUUGGCAUCCAUGAUGUUGAAACUGAAAUCUCUUCCAGCUGGCAGGUUUCAUCUUUCAGUGAAACAAAAGCCCACCAGAUACUGCAGCAAAAGCCAGCUCAGUAUCUACGUUUCAACCAGCAUCAGUUGUCCCGCAUUUACCCAUCUUCUUAUCGUGUGGACUCUAGCAACUACAAUCCUCAGCCAUUCUGGAACGCUGGCUGCCAACUUGUUGCACUAAACUACCAGUCAGAGGGGAGAAUGCUGCAACUGAACCGGGCCAAAUUUAGUGCCAAUGGGAAUUGUGGUUAUGUCCUCAAACCAAACUGCAUGUGUCAAGGUGUCUUUAACCCAAAUUCUGAAGACCCACUGCCUGGUCAAUUGAAGAAACAGCUGGUUCUAAGAAUUAUCAGUGGUCAACAACUCCCAAAACCACGUGAUUCCAUGUUGGGAGACAGAGGAGAGAUCAUAGAUCCUUUUGUUGAAGUAGAAGUUAUAGGCUUACCUGUUGAUUGCUUCAAAGAACAAACUAGAGUAGUUGACGAUAAUGGUUUUAAUCCAAUGUGGGAGGAAACGUUGGUGUUCACAGUACACAUGCCAGAGAUUGCACUGAUUCGGUUCCUUGUGUGGGAUCAUGAUCCAAUUGGGCGCGAUUUUAUUGGACAGAGAACAAUAGCUUUCAGCAGUAUGAUGCCAGGUUACCGACACGUGUACCUGGAAGGUAUAGAAGAGGCAUCCAUCUUUGUUCAUGUGGCUAUUAAUGAUAUCUGUGGUAAGGCCAAACAAGCUCUAGGUCUAAAAGGCCUCUUUCUCAGAAAUCCAAAGCAGGCCUCUCUGGACAGUCAUGCUGCUGGUCAGCUCCAUCGCAAACAUUCCUUUAGCAGCCACAUCUUGAGACGGACAGCCAGUGCACCCACCAAAAGCCAGAAGAAGAACAAGAAGGGCUUUCCUGAAAUUGCUUUUGACACAAAAGACAACAGUUCUGAAGGGGCCGGUGAAGACUGUGAAGUGGAAGCUGCCUCACAGCCUCGCUUUGAGCAAGAGCCAGAAAGUCCCUCUCUGUCACCAGCUCCCCGAGAUGGUGCCAGUGAGGAGGUACACGGCAAGGCAUUGAAAGGUAAGGCCCAUGGUUCUCGUAAAGCCAAAAGCCAAGGGGCUCAAGGGGGUGCUGCUUUCAGUGAACCCAUACAGAGGUCUAACAGGGUCCGGCUUCAGGAGCACCAGAGCGAGAAGCAAAGCGUCUUCGCACGCUGUGCCAUCAACAGCUCUGGUAGGAUUGGAGUGGCCACCAAUUGCAUGAAAUGCAUGAUUGGUUCCAAAGAAAGCCCAGAUCUAGAAUGCAAGUGGAGUGAUCAUCCUACCAGGCCUAUUGCUAAAGAUAUCCUUCACCAUGAUCAGUAUAGCAGUAUAACUGGAGAAGAGAGGUUAGAGCUAAAAAACUGGGGUGUUAAAGGUCAGCCCAGGCGGCAAUCAGAUUUGCAGUCUUGCAGCAGCCCUGGAACUGCCGAUGAUCUAACAAGGAGCACCCAGUCUUUUGUGACCCCAGGGAAGAAAAAUGGUGAAUCUAAAUGUCACGGAAUAAAGGCUCAUUCCCGGCAGCGGUGGCAGUGCCAAUCAGGUGGCAAGUAUGGAAGCACUGUCAACUUGGUUGCAGCCAGCAAUGGCUGUAUAUCCUCCAACUCCAGCAGUCUAGAAAGCCUUGGAAGCCCAGAAUUCCCCAAGCGCUGGUCUGAAACUUCUCGAAGGCAAGUGGGCACCCUACAGAGGGAAAUGAACGCCUUGUUUGUUCAAAAAUUGGAGGAAAUUCGAAGUAAAUCCCCUAUAUUCUUUACUGUUUUUGUCUGGCUCAGUGGUGCUUUGCUAGUUCUUGAAUGCAUGUUUGCAUUGUGGUUUGGAGAUGUGGAAAACAGUCUUUCUGGCAUGAUUGUUUUGGCUCUUAGGGUACAGGUUAUAAACAUCGCAGACAGAUCGAGCAUUUUCUUCAGCCUAGAAACUAUCACUGAAGAGCCUGUUAUUGCCAAUGAAAACCAUCAUGCCAGCCUUUUCUUCCCUCUACCCAUUACUCCUUACAGUGACUCUGAAGAAGGGUCUGUGUCUGAUCAUUCCACCGAAUCUCGAUCAGAAGUAAGCAGCACAUCCAACCAGCCUCAAGAAUCUCUACUAACUAGAGAACAAAGAACAAAUCUGGCUGCAGAAGACCAAGUGGAGGUUGUCACAAGAGCAGCUGACACAAGUUCAGUAGUCCAAGAAGAUGAGAGAACAAGCACGGCAGGACGUCUCAAAGAAGAAAAUGGUUGGACACAGGCAUGCAGUAAACCUGAAGAUCAGUAUGCAUUGGCAGUGCACCCUCAAAAAGCCUGGCUGGUAGUGGCAGCAGGUAAGACUGCUGGCCAACCUGUUGAAAACUGCCAGAAGCAAAAUGACCAACCAGGUCAGGUAUUAACAGACAUGAAAAGCACCAUUGAAUCCAAAGGGCAAAAACUGGGUGCAGCAGCUGUUCUACUGCAGCGAAACAAUGGGAUUAACAGCACACAGACAACUUUGCCUCCAGAUACUUUCCAGAAAGCCCAGGCUGCACAGGCUCUACCUGUUUGUGUUUCUCAGACGAGCUCUUGCAUGUUAGUAAGAAGGUCAAAGACUGAAGGACUGAAGAUGCCAGACUCCUCAGCCUUAAUAAAAAUUCCAAGUAGCCUGUCUCCAGCAGCAGAAGUAUAUUUUGAUGCCACUGUUAAUGACCGGAUCUGGAGCAAGCUAGAUUGCAGCAAUCAUCGUGACAGCAUGUCUUCCUCUUCCAGCAUGUCCUCCAAUGACACUGUGAUAGAUCUCUCUCUACCCAAUCUAGCUCGCAAAAGCCUCCCAGAUCUUGGGAUCCGUCACGAAAACUUUGAGCCACUUGCCAUCAGAAAGGGUAUGCGCCCACGAUCUGCUACAACAUCCAGUAACGACAUGCCAGCGGUGAGCAAGAGCAAAUCCAAUCCCAACCUGAGGUCUGGCCAGCUGCCAGCAGAUGAAUUGUGCCCUCGUCCUCUUGCCAGGAGCCCUCAAGACGCAUUUUCAUCCAUUCCUAGAAGGCAUACCUGGAGCAGGCUGUACAUAGAAAGUCUCAAACAGUCUUCUAACAAAUCCAAAGCACAUGAUAUGAUUGGGAAUAACCAGGCAAAAUCCAAGAGUCUUGGAGACCUUACCUCUGAUGAUAUUGUGUGCACUUUUGAAAGCAAGUACCGUAGCAUCAGCAGGAGUUUUGUCACUCGAUCAAUGCGGGAGCAGCGCCGCUCUUCAGGCCUGAGAUCCUCAGUCAAAUCCCAGGAUGAACUAACUGAGCAGCUAAAGAAGCUGACAGCCUUUCAGCAAAUCACUUCCCCCAUCAGUCUUGAUCCAACUGAAUCUGAAGAGGAAGGGGAGAGCCUGGGACUCCUUCGCAGGUCUUCAUCUCGGAGUCAGAGUCGGGUGCGGUACAUUGCCAACAGGGCUAAGCAAGCUCAGGAGAGACAGCGGCUGCAAAGCCUAGGCCAGCUCAGUGGGAGUCCCAUUGAGGAGAGAGGAAAUCCAGAGGGAGCCUGCAGCGUUGCAAAAGCAGUUUGUAUGGAUAUAGCUUCUCCUGCCAUGUUUACAUCCCAGCCUAAGAACCAAACUGAUUAUAACACUGACACAGAAGUCUUCUUUAUGUUGAAACUGUAAUUCUGGGGAGCACUGAACAAGGCAAUGUUUACAUUCCUGUCAAAACAAAACAUAGCAACCUGAGAGGCAGAAAAUAUCCUCAUAUGGUUUAGUGCUUCCUGGCCUUCCCUUGAUUGUAAGGGUACUUAAUAUCAUGACUCCAAAAGAAUAGAUGAGUGUUAAA
Molecule: messenger RNA, 5629 nt
Organism: Cariama cristata (Red-legged seriema)
Lineage: Eukaryota; Metazoa; Chordata; Aves; Cariamiformes; Cariamidae
Gene: PLCH2
Product: phospholipase C, eta 2
Biological process (GO): lipid metabolic process; phosphatidylinositol-mediated signaling
Molecular function (GO): phosphatidylinositol-4,5-bisphosphate phospholipase C activity; calcium ion binding
Source: RefSeq, a predicted model, not a curated record